Molecule: messenger RNA, 3858 nt
Organism: Lytechinus pictus (painted urchin)
Lineage: Eukaryota; Metazoa; Echinodermata; Echinoidea; Temnopleuroida; Toxopneustidae
Product: zinc finger protein GLI3-like
Exons: 7
Coding region: 1-2880 (959 amino acids)
Biological process (GO): smoothened signaling pathway; regulation of transcription by RNA polymerase II
Cellular component (GO): nucleus
Molecular function (GO): DNA-binding transcription factor activity, RNA polymerase II-specific; RNA polymerase II cis-regulatory region sequence-specific DNA binding
Source: RefSeq, a predicted model, not a curated record
AUGACUAUGGUGAUCAAGAAAGUGACUGAACCCAACAACAACCAAGUGACAAGCAGCGUAGAUCUAGACAAUCAUCAGAGCAGAAAGAUGGAAGAUCCUAACACAGUCUCUUCUACAUCUCACAUUGAGGGAUCCCCUCUGGCUACUGCUCCAGGUCCUGGUGGAGACCAUCGGGAUGAUGAUGGAGCCCACGGCGGAGAAGAAGACAUCCCAGUCGUCACUGAUUGUGAAUGGGAGGACUGUCACAGGAAGUUUGAUACACUAGAUCAGCUGGUUCAGCAUAUCAACAAUGAUCACAUUCACAAUGAGCGUAAGGAGUUCAUCUGUCGAUGGCGUGAUUGUAUCCGAGAAGAGAAACCUUUCAAAGCUCAGUACAUGUUAGUCGUUCAUAUGAGGAGACAUACAGGCGAGAAACCUCAUAAAUGUAGUUUUGAAGGUUGUUACAAGGCUUAUUCACGACUGGAGAAUCUGAAGACUCAUCUCAGAUCCCAUACUGGAGAGAGACCAUAUGUCUGUGAGUUUCAAGGCUGUACCAAAGCUUUCUCUAAUGCAUCAGACCGAGCCAAGCAUCAGAACAGAACUCACUCAAAUGCCAAACCCUAUGCCUGUAAGAUAGCCGGAUGUACCAAACGGUACACGGAUCCCAGCUCACUACGUAAGCAUGUGAAGACUGUGCAUGGACCAGAAGCUCAUGUGACUAAACGGCAACGAGGUGAUAAACGCGAUCCGCCUUCUGGGCCUGGGGGAGAGAAGGAAGGAAGGAGAGGAGAUGAGAUGGAUAAAAACAGCCCUAGUGAUGUAAAACCAGUCACUAAAACAAUUUCAGUAUCAUCUAACUCAACUAAUAAUAACAAGGCAAAAGAUAUACCUCAGGAAUGUCAUCCAAGCGUCCAUCUUAAUGCUCCGAUGAAUGAAUACAGCUGCUCUCCACAUAACGACAGUGGUGUAGAGAUGAAUGCUACUGGAGGCAGCAUUGGAGACCUUACAAACAUUGAUGACGAUAAACUAAUUCAAGAUGACCAGAUCAGCUCCAAUGUUGGAGAUGUAGACGGGAUUACCCACCGAGGAAGGAUGGGUCGUAGAGGAGGAGGAGGAGGAAGGGGUUGUUUGACGGUGACAACAGCUCCAACCAUUUCCGGCAGGACAACAAGCCCCUUCAUGGAGAAAUCUAUUAAGGUCAAGGCUGGACUGAGUGGCAAUCAUAAAGCUAAGAAGGGUGUAUUUAACUUGCCUCAGAUGCAUCCACAACCAAUUCCACAUCAGCAUCAGCAGCUGCCGCCUCUCAUCAACAACAAUAAUCAUGGUAUCGAUUAUAAGCCAAAGGGCCGUAUGGUUGGGAAGCUGAUCUCUGAGGAGCGUUGUGAUAGUUCACAGUCUAUGGCUGGAAGUUUGGACAACCUUGGAAACAGAAGAGGCAGUGACCAUAGCACUGUCAGUUCAUACUUCAGUGGUAGGUCAUCUGAAGCAUCCCCAUUCUACAUGGGCAGUCAGUUCUCAAGUAGGAGGUCAAGUCAGACCAGUUCAUAUAUGUCUUCUAUGUCGUCCAGAAGAACGUCGGGAGCAUCACAAUGGUCUGGUCGUAUGGGUAUGAACUCUCCCUAUGACCCUAUCUCUGUUGGGUCAUCAAGGAGAUCUAGUGAAGCGAGUAGUUUGAACGGUCCUACAGGACUCCCUGGUUUGACUCUGGCGCAGCAACGUUCCCUCCAAGCAAGAUACGAACAAACUAUCAUGCAGCAGAAUAGUGGGGACGAAAGGUUUGGAAUGAGUCCUUCACCGAUGCCUCCUCCUGGUUAUAGGAGAUUGAGUGGUGUAGCCAGUAUGCCUCCACAUCCCCCAAGGACUCCCCUUCCAAAUGAGAUUCCAGGAAAUGAAAUACGAAGAGGUAGUGAGCCCAUAAGCUCCAACCAAAUGAACAGACACUACAGCGCGUUCAAUAACAAGCAACCACUUCCGCUGCCUGAAAAUAUGAAGAGUUUCAGACCAUCGUUCCACAAUAUUCACCAUCCACCAACAAUCCACGAACAAGAUGGAGGUUCUGGAAGAGAGCUGUGGCAGAACAUUCCGCAGAACCACUAUGAGCAUGGAACUAUUCCUGAAGAGAAUAUGGAUACUGGUGGAGGACCAGAAGAGUUAAUGUAUCCUGAUGAAAUGGUUCAGUUCCUGGAUGAUCAGUGUAAGCAGGAGAUGCAAUGGAGUGGUCAGAGACAGAUUACUGCUGGAGUAAGUGGUGGUUUUAAUCAACCUCAUGAUCAUCUAGGUCAUAACCAGAUGCAAGGUAGCUACAACAUACAACCAAAUGCCCAAGUGAACAAUGGAAGUAUGCAGCUUGCAGGCAAUCAACAACAGCACCAGCACCCCCAGCAGCAACAAGCUUACAACUCACAACACCCAGGAUUUCCUCAGCCUAUGAAACAGGAGAACAGUCACAUGCGUGGCAAUCAACAACAGCAACAUGUUAAUUGCAGCAUGCAACAGCCUUCUUCUAUGGAAAUGUCUCCUGGUUGCAACCAGGUUACCAGUACAGUGGAUGCUACAAGUAUUCCUUACAACCAGCAGCAAUGUAGACCACCACCCCAGCAACAGCCCCAGCAGUUGCCACAGCCACCAAGACAGACCUCACAUGGCCCAAUCGGAGCUUUGGAUUGUGAAAAUGACCAUGUCGCCAACAUGCUAGCAGCACUCAACUCUGAUGCUUUGGAUCAUGUUCAGCAAAUAGUUCCAGAUACUGAAGACAAGGUGCCAUACAACUCACAGGGUGCCUCUGCAGGGUAUCCUCAACAGGGUAAUAUCAAUCCUAGCAUUGCAAACAUGGCUGUUACUGACAUGUCUUCCAUGCUAACAUCCCUGGCUGAAGAGAACAGAUUCCUCUCCAUCAUAUAAAUCUCAGGGUUACACUAUGUUGGCUAAAGAUAUACACACUUUCUUUCUUUCUUUUUAAGCCCAAAGAAUUUUGAAAUGCUGCUUUAAUGACUUUCUUAUUCUUGUUGAAAAUGCGUGCACAUGAGGUGACUGAUAAAACCAUAGGUUACUACGAAGUUUCUACUUCUAUGUUGCAUUGUGUUUUGGUCAAGACUGUUACAUAAAUCUUGAUUGAUCAGUUUGAAGCACAUUAUUAUAUGAUUCCUAUAGCUUCUGGUUCUGUUGUAUAUACCUUACAAGAUUGUUGCUAUGUGUGAUGCUUGUAAAAUUUGUAUUUUUGUCCAUCCAUAAAGGGUUGGUGUGUACCUUUUUUAACGCUAUUCCCAGUUUGGCCAUAAGUGUAAAACUGACAAUAUAAAACAUCUUUUAAAGUCACAAUGAAUAACAUGUUUUAUCGUUAUGGUUUACAAUUUGCCAAACCUUUGAUGGUUUUCUUGCUGAUAGUUGUGUAGAAGUCAUUUAUGUAACUUGCUUAAUAACGUCCUAAAUUUUAGUAGUGCUAUUUUCGUAAUUUAUAUUAAGUGUGCUGGCUGAAAUGAUUAAGUAGCCAUUUAGGUGUGUGAAAAGUUAUCGCAAUGGCUUUCCCAAUUCGAGAUAUUAUAUUCAUCAGUAUUCAAAGCCUUAGAACUUGUGUGCCUUUGAAUUCUACAAUGUGUGCUUCAAUUGGAUUUUUUUAUUGGAUGGAAAAGUUUUGAUAUGAUAGAGCUUAGAUUGAUAGUUUGAGUUUUAUGGCAGCAUUAUUAUGAAAUUUCUGUGCUUCAAUUUGAAGAAAAUAAAAUAAUUGAUAAAUUUUUACUUUGGCAAUAUAAUAAUUAGAAUGCAUUUCAUACCCAAAAUGAUCAUGUGGGAGACUCAUUCCCGAGAUAAAAUCAGAACAUUGAGAAGAUUAAAUUUUUAAAUUAUAUUAUACUUGGUAACUGUUUUAUUAUAUUAGAAGAA